CCCCCAAAUUCAAAAUCCCGCCUUUGCCUUCUCCUAGAACCCUAACUACAAGUCUCUGCAACGGGCAGCUUUGUCAAUGGCGAAACCGAGUCAGUCGACUCGGCAUCUCGGAACGCUCGUUGAUGUGACUCGAUAUUCGACUCAUCAGUCUACAAGUAUGAAAGCCCUUGCUGCUUCUUCGGAUAAGACCCUGUCUAAGAAACAAUCGGCAAGGGAGAGGGAGCUAUAUUCUACGGCUACACAUAAUGUUGUUCGAGGACGAGCUAAUGAAUCGAGGCGAACGGAAGAAGAAUGUGAUGAUGGCGAUGGUUGUUCAUUGGAUCUACUCUUCCUUGUACAUUCUGAUCUCUCGACUGUAUUGCGUCAGAUUGAUGAACUCGUUGUGCAAGCCACCAAUCUUAGGACCGUGAGCAAACACGGGACAGCAGAAAUCGAAUCUUUCAGAUGUGUCCUGUCUGAUAUGCUUACUUCUCUAAAGCCCUGGGUUCCUCGAUUACACAAAGCAAUAUCCGACACUUCCUUACAGGCUGAAGAUCGGAAGGAACUAUCUCUCAUGAGCAGUAGUUGUGCACAUCUGAGUGAAGAAGAACUACUGGAAGUUGAGAGCCCUGAGCAUACUAAGUUUGAUUCGUUGAUCUCCCCCUCUCCUCUUGUGUCAUGGCGAGGUGACCUUAAUAUCGAUAAGGGUAAACAACUCUUCGUGUUGACACCACUUGCGGUAGGCAAGAAUCAAUCUUCCAAAUAUCAAAAAUCAUCUAAACCGAUGACUGAAAGGAUGACAUUGGAUGCUGCUUCACAACUGCAAAUUGAUGUCUACAAGGAAACAGGGGCUGAUGUUGUAAGAGGCGAGUGUACGAAAGCAGGACUUAUUAAUUCUGUAAGCCAUGCCACGGAUCUCAAUGAAAACUUGGUAGAGAUUGUGCCUGUGUCUUCGCCAGUUUACAGGAGAAAAGCUCAGUCUGAACUUCUUAUGACCCCUUGCUUGAAGAUGUCACCCCCUAAAUCUUGCACAAUGCUUGACCCUGCUUCUAGGUCUCCCCAUCAAGCAAAACAACAGGCUUGUAAGUCCACCCAUCCUGACUUCGGAACCAGUCAUUCUACUGGAUCCCACAGCUCUGGAUCUGGUUAUUGUGGGAAUUCAGACGAUCUAGCUUUGAAAUAUCCCGAGCUUUUGGGAAUACAGCAUGCUCAAAUAAGUAGAAAAACAGAUGCUGAAUCUUCACCAAACUGGUUGUUUUCUCCUCCUAAGACAUGCAUUAUGUUGGAGCCUGUGGAUGAAAAAGCAGAGGAUGAAGCUGGUGAUGCCAUCGAUAUGCUAGACGUGUGCGCUUGUCCAGAUAACAGAGAAGAAUUUCUACCGGGCACAAAAAACAUCAAAGAACAUGAGAGAAAUAGUUCAGUGAUUGUCGAGAGCACACCAAUGUGCAAAGGAUUUCAAAGCACAAUAGGGAAAAACAGACGAGCGGGUGAGAGUACUCUGAAGAGGGAGCUUUGGACAAGGUUUGAGGCGGCAACCACUCAGGGAAUUCCAUAUAACUCUACAGUGGUGCGAGGAACUUCCAAGAAAGGGUUUUUAGAAAUGCUAGAGGAAGUAUCAGGCAACGAGGAGACUUCAUAGCCCAUCGUGCAAUAAAAUGACUGGUACCAUACAUUCUAUUUUGUCCGAGCUUUUCGUUUGUAAGAAAAAAAAGGUAUGCAUUCUUCGCUGUAUGUGUCAUAUGCUAAUGUACUCAACCUAUUGUUGUCUCAGUCACGACUCAAACGUGUUACGUGCUUCUUUAUUGUCCCCAAAGCACAGAUCAGAAGAGAUGAUGUGUAAAAAGUUCAAAAGAAGUAUUAACUCUUUAUUA
This is a messenger RNA of Tarenaya hassleriana, 1850 nucleotides long. RefSeq lists its product as uncharacterized. NCBI's taxonomy places the organism in Eukaryota, Viridiplantae, Streptophyta, Magnoliopsida, Brassicales, Cleomaceae. The record is from RefSeq and is a predicted model, not a curated record. The coding region runs from base 77 to 1618 and encodes 513 amino acids. The transcript has 7 exons.